GCCUCUUUACAUCACAAUCGCUGGACAGCAGCACUAUGGCUGCCGCCGCUGACUGGCCCCAAAACAGCGUCACAGAUCACAUUUCCAUACUUUAUUCUAUGUUCAGGAGGUAACCAUAAAAGAUAAAAAAAAUAAAUGUGUGUCAUGUUUUGAAAAUCGGCUACUUGCCUUUUUACUUAAAGAAUGGCUAUGUAUUGGGCCCCCCUUGCUUAGGAACCACUGACCCCGAGUCCCCCAAAAAGCUUGGGCCGGCCCUGCACGUGGCUUGUUUUCACAACACUGAGCAGCCCCUCGCGGUAAACCGACUCCUGUCCGCCACAUUCAGUACCCUCUUCCUCCGCCUGCGAGUCUGCUGGAGGUGCUAUGAAGAAUAAACACCACCAACAGGUGAAGACAGAAGCUCAGGACGGACUCGACAUGUCGGGCUUCGAGGUGACUCUCCAGCAACUCAACGAUCUGUUGACGGACGACAGCGGCUUUUACAGCUGGCCGACCAAACACCUCCACGAGGUUUACCCGAGGAUCUAUGUGGGCAAUGCGUUUGUAGCAACAAACGUGUUGCGUCUGAAACGCUUGGGGAUCACACACAUCCUGAAUGCUGCCGAGGGAAACUCCUUCAUGCACGUUAACACCAACGCUGAGUCAUACACUGGCACAGGUAUCAUCUACCAUGGCGUCGCAGCCAGCGACACGGACCACUUCGACAUCAGUGUUUACUUUGAGGAGGCUGCAGACUUCAUUGAAAAGGCCAUGGCUUACAAAAAUGGAAAAGGUAAAGUGUAUGUUCACUGCAGGGAAGGCUACAGCCGGUCGCCUACUUUAGUCAUAGCCUACUUGAUGCUCCGCCAGAACAUGGACGUUCACACCGCUCUGGCCAUGGUGCGUCAGAAACGAGAGAUCGGACCAAACGACGGCUUCCUGCGGCAGCUCUGUCGGUUGAACCAGAGGCUGGCUGCCGAGGGAAAGUUCUGGGACAAAUGAGGCAGGCCAGGACCAAAGAGGGAUAAAUCGAUAGAUAGACUGUUAGGGAGAAGAAGAGUAUGUGUUUACUACACAUCACUUUCACUCGUUCUACAGUUUUAAGAAGCCACAGAUCUGUGAGGGAAAGUUCUGGAAAUGAGAGUGUGUUCUCUGUUAUACAAAGGCUGACAGCUUUUAGUGUAAGAGCAACUUACAACAACCUAUACACAAACUCUUUACAUGUAUUUACAUCAUUUUAAUUGUGCUUCAACACAAGUGACACUGGUGAUGUGCUGCUCAUACAAUGUAACGUGUAAAUCCAGGUGCACAACAUUCACAACAACUGUACUCUCAUUCAUGUUCUAUUUAUAGGCAUAGUCUUAAUAUCCUGAAUAGUUUAAUGUGUUUCCUGAAGUGCACUAUUCCAGAGAACAAUAUCAAAGUACAUUAACUUGCAUUUAAAAGCACUCAUUGUGGGAAGAAGUGAAAAAAAGAUGGUGGAAGUAACAUGAUACUGACUACUGCCUUCUUUCCAUCCUAUACAUCUCAUUGGUCCUGGCCUCCCUCCUGCAAACACUGCCAAAUCUCUCAGUCUCAGCCAGAUAUCAAGUGGACACUGUGAUUUUUCAUACUGAUUCAGAUUUUCAGGAUAACAGAAGAAAACAUGGGACAAUGUUUUGUCCAGUAUGCCUGGUGUAUUUGAGGAAACCGCCAAAUCUUGUACCUGUAUUGCAUUUAUGUCUAGAAGCCUGCCUCAGUCGAAAUUGGGGCGCUGUCAUGGUGCUCUGAUCUACAUUAUUGUAUUUCAAACACUGCCAGACUGCGAGGUACGCUUGCCACUGACUCGUCACACCUAUUGCAUUCACAUUUGUGUGUGUUUGUCAGAGUACAUGAGUUUUUAACGUGUUGUUGUUGUAUUUUGCCACACCAACGUAGUUAUGUAUAAUAUUGAACGCAGCAGUUUGCAUUAUUGUGUGUAUCGUUCAUCACUCUGUGCAUUAUCAGGCCUUUAGCUUGUGAAUCAUCCUGUGCAUUGCUGAGUAGGGUGUGCUGUGAUUGGUCAUGUCAGUAUAGGCUUUCAUUGAGUCUCAGAUUUCCAGACUGCUUAUGUAAAGUGCACUUUAUCUAAUGACACUUGUGAUUGUUGUCGCUCUUUUUCAUAUAUUCAGUAAUAAACUGGAAAUUAUAGCGA
Messenger RNA from Notolabrus celidotus (New Zealand spotty), 2152 nucleotides. RefSeq names its product dual specificity protein phosphatase 3-like. The record is from RefSeq and is a predicted model, not a curated record. Gene Ontology annotation, molecular function: MAP kinase phosphatase activity; protein tyrosine/serine/threonine phosphatase activity. The coding region runs from base 364 to 981 and encodes 205 amino acids. Gene Ontology annotation, cellular component: cytoplasm. NCBI's taxonomy places the organism in Eukaryota, Metazoa, Chordata, Actinopteri, Labriformes, Labridae. Gene Ontology annotation, biological process: protein dephosphorylation; negative regulation of MAPK cascade. The transcript has 3 exons.